Molecule: messenger RNA, 1269 nt
Organism: Malaya genurostris
Lineage: Eukaryota; Metazoa; Arthropoda; Insecta; Diptera; Culicidae
Product: probable enoyl-CoA hydratase
Exons: 2
Coding region: 158-1150 (330 amino acids)
Source: RefSeq, a predicted model, not a curated record
AAAGAUAAUCAGCUGUGCAUGAAUACAAUAAUAGAGGCGGUUAUCUCGUACUGCAAUACGAUAGACGGAACGGACUUUGAACAGAACUAAUUUGAUCAUAGCUAUCCCUGAUUAUACCAGGUGAAUAGUGUCAACACAGUACAUUAUUCUUCAACUAAUGUGGCCUGUUACAAAAGCAUUUUUCCGUGUUUGUUCCGUUUCACGGGGUUUGCGAAAUGUACGGCUCUGUUCAUCCGUACCACCGAAGGAACCGGAAGCUUGCACAGCAGAGUCAGCGACGACAGAUGAACCUUCGAUAGUGGUAGAAAAACAAGGGAACAUAACUUUGAUUGGGUUGAACAAACCGAAUAUUCGGAAUGCUAUCGAUUCAGAAAUGGGAAGAAAACUUAGUGAAGCUGUGGAAGAGUUUGAACAGGAUAAAACAGCUGAUGUCGGAAUUCUACAUGGAUUGGGAGGUUCUUUUUGUGCCGGUUACGAUCUAACCGAACUAGCAAAUCCGGAAAUCAAACCACAAUCCGUCAUACUGCAGCGAGGAGGUGUCAUGGGUCCGACCCGUCGUAAUUUCAAAAAGCCAAUGAUUUGUGCCAUUACCGGGUACUGCGUCGCCGGUGGUCUAGAACUUGCUUUAAUGUGCGAUCUACGAGUGAUGGAGGAAAUUGCCAUUCUUGGGUUCUACAACCGACGGUUCGGUGUACCACUGGUUGAUGGUGGAACGGUACGGCUUCCUGCUUUGAUUGGAGUAUCUAGAGCCAUGGACUUGGUACUGACGGGACGAGCUGUGCAUGCUAAAGAAGCACUUGAAAUUGGUUUGGUAAAUCGGGUUGUAGCAGUCGGGACGGGUCUCGGACAAGCCUACAAUCUAGCAAACAGCGUUGCAAAAUUUCCCCAAGACUGUAUAAAUCACGACCGAACUUCAAUGUACUAUUCGGUAUUCGAAGCCAAAUCCCUAGAGGAUGCAAUGGAAUACGAGGUGCUUUCAGCGGGUGACUCGUUACUGAAACAGGCGGUCGAUGGGGCUGACCGGUUUCUGCAGGGAGUUGGAAAACACGGAAAAUUUACCGAUAUCAAGGAGAGAUUCAUUCCGGAUUGGGAAAAAGAAGAGAUUGCACACGAAAUUGCGGCGAAAGGCAAAAAACCACCGAAGAAAUGAUGGUUGCAAGGUAAUUAAGAGCUAUCCUCGUUUUGAAAGUAUUAGAAGAUUCGAUUUUCAAAUAAGAGCAUUUUAUAUAUAUUUACGGUUUUGUUUAAAUAAAGAACUAAACUUAAUAA